GCUCAGUAAAUUCCUCAACAAAUUAAAAACAAAAUCUCAAAUCUGGCACAUGACGUGAACUUUAAAAAACUUAAAAAAAAAAAAGAAAAAAAAAAUUAAUUUAAUAAAUUUUAUGUUAAAAUCAACAAAAAAUACCAAAACAUGUUGAUGGCCUCCCGAUAUUCUAGGUGUUAUUGUCGAUUAAGACGCCAUGUACCAAAAGUAAGAAAUCAAUCAACAUAAUUCAUGUUGGAAAAUCACAAUUUAAUGAAGCAGUUGCUUUCAUGAAAAACAACUUUCUCGAUGAUCCAUUUCUUCGUGCCAUGGGUAUAUCUAUCCGCCAUAGUGAAACUCAACACUUUCUGUCAAAACUAUGGUUGACUCUUUUAAGAUCUGUCAUGUACAUAAUAUUUACAGGACUAUCAUUUUCAGCAGUAUACCGUCAAAAAAUCUGUGGAUUAUGCAUAAAUUGCCCCCGUAUUCAGCGGGGGUCACAUUUUUCACAUGACAACGAUACUUUACUUGAAUUGGCUAAAUUGACACAGGCAAAAAGUACUCGCAACUUGUUGCUAGCAUGGGAUAAAAUCGACCGAGGGGUUAUAUUCCCAAUAAGUAAAAAUAACGAAGUUGAUAAUGGUCGAGAAAUAAAAAUAUUAGAAUUGGCUGGUUGUACGGUUGAUCACUACUAUCGUCGAUUAGGAAUCGCGAGAAAAAUGAUUCAAAGCUCAGCAGACAUGGCGAUGUUAAUGGGAUUCGACUACAUUCGCAUUGAUUGUACGCAUGAAGCGACAGCAAAAAUUUGUAAUCAACUAGGCUGGCAAAAGAUUUGGGAAAUGCCAUUUCAAAUGUUUGAUGGUGUUGCUGAAAGUAAUUCUUUAGCAACGGAAAACAAAAGUUCAACUGUUCGGGUAUUUGUCAAAAGGGUGAAUUCAAAAUUAUAAAUUAUGUAACAAUUUGUAAAAUUGAAAGAAAAAAGAUGAAGUUCUCAUAAAAAUCCAUAAUAUCAAUAUUAA
This is a messenger RNA of Episyrphus balteatus (marmalade hoverfly), 992 nucleotides long. RefSeq lists its product as uncharacterized. Bases 264 to 920 code for a protein of 218 amino acids. The transcript has 3 exons. Gene Ontology annotation, molecular function: N-acetyltransferase activity. NCBI's taxonomy places the organism in Eukaryota, Metazoa, Arthropoda, Insecta, Diptera, Syrphidae. The record is from RefSeq and is a predicted model, not a curated record.